Molecule: messenger RNA, 3998 nt
Organism: Drosophila rhopaloa
Lineage: Eukaryota; Metazoa; Arthropoda; Insecta; Diptera; Drosophilidae
Gene: neur
Product: protein neuralized
Exons: 3
Coding region: 281-2545 (754 amino acids)
Molecular function (GO): ubiquitin protein ligase activity
Source: RefSeq, a predicted model, not a curated record
ACCUCUCAUUUGUGUACAAAAAACGCAGGAGAAAGGUUGGCUCGGGAGUUGUCGUCGUCGGUCUCAGUGUUUCGUUCGUUUCGUUCCGUUUGUUCCCGUUGCGCGCAAACAAAACCAACCAAAUUCAAAAUGUUUUAACGGAAAACAGCAAAUUCGAAAAACUCUUAACGUUUAAUUAAUGCCAAAUAAAAUACGCAAGCAUCUUGUGGAUUCUCGUUAGCAUUUCGCGAGUUCGUUUAGUUCGAUUAAAAUAGUUUCAAACACCAAGAAAGCCAUUACCAUGGGUCUAUCGGAUAUACCAGCCAAUUACAUGCAGGGCAGCCACCCGCACCUGAACCUGCAUCCGCAGCAGCAGCAGCACCAAAACCAGCAGCACUUGCAGCACCUACAACAGAUGCAGCAGCUCCACAACGCCAUGCCCACUCCCGCCCAGCAGGCAGCCCAGGUCCUGGCCCUCGAGAGCAACGAGCUCCUCAUGAGCACCAAGGACAAGCUCUCCAGCAAGAAGAAGAUGCACUUGCUCAAGAAGAUCAAGAAGCGCUUCGGAUUGGUUCGCCGCUCACCCUCCUCCUGUCCUGGUCCCAACAACCUGCCUCCGCUGCAAUUCCACACCGUGCAUGGCGACAACAUUCGGAUUUCCAGGGACGGAACUCUGGCGCGUCGCUUCGAAAGCUUCUGCCGCGCGAUCACCUUCUCCGCCCGUCCAGUUCGCAUCAACGAGAGGAUCUGCGUGAAGUUCGCGGAAAUCUCGAACAACUGGAAUGGCGGCAUUCGCUUUGGGUUCACCAGCAACGAUCCCGUCACGCUGGAGGGAACGCUGCCCAAGUACGCCUGUCCGGAUCUGACGAACAGGCCCGGCUUCUGGGCCAAGGCUCUGCAUGAGCAGUACUGCGAAAAGGACAACAUCCUCUACUACUAUGUGAACGGAGCUGGCGAUGUGAUCUAUGGGAUAAACAACGAGGAAAAGGGCGUGAUACUAUCCGGCAUCGAUACGAGGAGUCUGCUGUGGACGGUGAUCGAUAUCUAUGGCAACUGCACGGGCAUUGAGUUCCUGGAUUCCCGCAUUUACAUGUACCAGCAGCAACCGACGGCGAUGCCAAUUGCCGCCGUGCCCGCCCAGCAACAGCAGCUGGCCCAGCCGGCUCCCAACGCCUCCGCCGCCCUGAAUCCCCAUCACCCGCAUCAGCAGUCGAGGAGGUCCCUGCCUGGACACACCGGAGCCAUCGAUCACGAUCUGGAGCGCCAUGUGAUGCCGUCGCUGCAGUCGCUGCACUUGGCCGGAAACGGCGGAAGCGUGACCAGUGUGGAACAGGCGGCCAUUGCCCACGAUUUGGCCAACGGACUGCCUCCUCUGCGGUACAAUGCCAACGGACGCCUGAUCCCGGUGCCCUUCCACAACACCAAGGGCCGUAAUGUGCGCCUCUCGCAGGAUCGAUUCGUGGCUUCCCGCACGGAGUCCGACUUCUGCCAGGGUUACGUGUUCACUGCUCGUCCCAUUCGCAUUGGCGAGAAACUGAUUGUGCAGGUCCUGAAAACGGAGCAGAUGUACGUGGGUGCCCUGGCCUUGGGACUGACCUCCUGCAAUCCGGCCAUGCUGCAGCCCUCUGACCUGCCCAAUGACUCGGACUUCCUGCUGGAUCGGCCCGAGUACUGGGUGGUCAGCAAGGACAUAGCAGCUGCUCCUCAGCGCGGCGAUGAGAUCGCCUUCUUCGUAGCGCCCAACGGCGAGGUGAGCAUCAGCAAGAACAACGGACCCGCCGUGGUGGUGAUGCAUGUGGACCAGUCCCUCCAGCUGUGGGCCUUCCUGGAUGUCUACGGUUCGACACAGUCGCUGAGAAUGUUCCGCCAGCAGUUGCCCAACAUGGUUGCGUAUCCGUCGCAGCCGCAGGUGAAUGUGAAUGCCACAAGCUCGUCCUCCUGCAACGCCGCCUCCACUUCCCGCAUGCUGCCUAUGACCGAGUCGAUGAGCAGUCUGAAUGCCGGAGCCACUGCCAAGCUGUUGCAGCACCAUCCCUCACAGUUAAGCGUGGCCCAGAGCACGAGCACCCUGGCUUCUGCUGGCGGUGUCAAUGGCAGCCGCAUGAUCAGCAUGCCCUCCAACGGAGACAUUCUUCAGAUUCAGCCGAAUGGUGGCGGCACCGUACUGGUGGUGAACCUGCCGCCGGCGAGCAGCUCGCACGAUAUCAACGGACAGCUGGCGGCCAGGCCCUCGGCCACGGUGACCUCCAGCGGCAUUUUGGCCGGGGCCUGCUCCAGCGGCACCCUCAUCAGCACCACCAGCAGCCAGUACAUUGAGCCCAUUGCCAACAGCACAAAUAACGCGGCCAACAAGUGGAAGGACAGCCUGAGCGACCAGCAGAGCACCGAUUCGAGUGCCGAGUGCACCAUCUGUUACGAGAACCCCAUCGACUCGGUGCUCUACAUGUGCGGCCACAUGUGCAUGUGCUACGACUGCGCCAUCGAGCAGUGGCGCGGAGUGGGCGGUGGCCAGUGCCCACUGUGCCGGGCGGUCAUUCGGGACGUCAUCCGCACCUACACCACGUAGAAGGGGCGUCGCUGUUUCCUAGCCAAGCAACCAUUACUCGCAAUCAAACCUACUAAAGCUACACACACCACACACACACAAGUUGUUGCAUUUUGAACGCAAUCGAGCGCAAAGAAAAUAAUAUUGAAGAGAUAGGCAAUAUUUUUGCAGACUAAAGAUGAGAUAGUUUACACAGCUAGUUUAGGAUACGAAACUGUCACCUAAUUUAUGCCCUACCAUCUAAAUGUAUAUUUAAUUUUUUGUGAUGUUAUAAGUAAGUGUGCCUAAGAGCCAAAACUAUGUAUUGUUCAAUCCAAUCGAUUUCUUUGUUUUUCAAUUUUUUGCAAACCUUGAACCGCGCAUUUAUGCGUGUGGUAUACUAUAAAACCAAAGUAUUGUUAGGAGUUAUUUGUAAUUUGAAUUUAAAUUGAUUGAAAGUUGUUGCAAAAUGUACUUAUUUUUCUUUACGUCUAAAUUCCAAACAAUGUGCAAAAUUAUCAAACACAAAAAUACUAUUCUUUAUUCGGCGAAUAAUCAUUUUGGUGCUAAGUGUUUUGAAAGACAAAUUAAAAUUGUUAACGGUUUUGAAAAGUUAUGUUUAAGCUUGCAGCAACUAGGAAUAAUCUUAAUUGGGCAUGAAAUUAAAAGAAGCAAUUAUUGACUACUUUCCAGAAAGGAAACGCUUAAGAUUUCCAUAUAAGCCUCGACACAACUCAAAUAUCUGCAGCACAAAAUGUUGAACAAGGAUUGAUCAGAAAAAUACUUAUGCACGAAAACCAAAAUAGAUAACUGCAAGAGCGUGUUAAAAUCUAUUGUUAGUCUAGCCCUAAGUACUUAAGUUAAUUUCUAGUCAACGAAUUAUGCUGAAGUUUAAUCUAGACCCGGACUUCAUCCAACAAAGACACCACACAGAAGACGUAUUAAGCACGCUAACCAAUUUUAAUGAAGCCGCAUUUUAAAUUACACUUAAGUAGAGCACGUAUUUUAAAGCAGAUUUAAAUAUAUUUAACUUUAAACAUAGAACAAAAGACUUGUAUGUUGUACCAACAGCUUGAAUGAAAUAUGGAAAAUGGAAUGCCCAUCUAAAUCAACCAUGCAGUUAGAAAAUUGCCAAUAAUUAAUUAACAAUACCAAGCAGAUCAAACAUAAAGAACAAGAACAGCGGUUAAAACUUUACCUAAGAUUGUAUUAAAACUGAAAAGAAAAUGUAAUAAGCAAAGAACACAAAGAAAGCGCAAAGGAGCGCAAGCUUACUAUUUUUGUUAUAAGUAUGAAUCCGGAUAGGAGAAAAGAAGACAUGUUAUUGCCACUAUUAAUAAAAAACUUUUAAUUUUUUAAAGAAUCAUAGCUCGUAAUCUUACGAUACUGCGCCUAGUUAUGACUAAACAUAUAAAUGUAUUUAUGAAAUUAUAUUUGAUAUAUGUAAGAAAACGCAAUGCUGUAAUACCAUUAAAUCCUGACAAAAAUAUCAGAA